GGUAGAUUUCCCUCAAAGAAACAAAAAAAAUAAAACAAAGAUAAAUCAUUGGGGUUGGGGGAUUGCAAUUGCAAGUUGCCGCUGUGCGGUUGCGGUCGCUCCCCUCCCGACUCUGGCCAGCAGCAGCGACGGUGCCGGCAGUCGAUUACUCCACGCGGCGGAGGCGGCGGUAGCCCAUCCUUUCCCGUUUUCUGAUCCAGUCCUACUGAUACCGCGCACAGCACGCCUGCUCUAUUAAAGGUACGGCGUGAAGAUGAGGGUUCUCUUGGUCUCGUGAAGGCGACGCUCUUGUCUGCUAACUACAUAUUAUAGAAUGUUUUGCUUGAGGGGCUACUGGUCGCCUUCACUAGCUCCAGUGAGGGAAGGGCCUGUUCGACAUCAUAUAAAGUUCAAUUCUGUAGUGGUUUGUGGUGCUAGGGGACCGAGACCGAGAUAUCCCCGUGUGUGGAAAACUCGUAAGAAAAUUGGGACUAUUUCCAAGUCGCAGAAGCUUGUCGAAUGUAUUAAAGGUCUGUCUAAUGUAAAGGAGGAAGUUUAUGGGGCACUUGACUCAUUUGUUGCAUGGGAACUGGAGUUUCCCUUGAUAGUAGUAAAGAAGGCACUGAAGAAACUUGAGGACGAAAAGGAAUGGAAACGAAUAAUUCAGGUCAUUAAAUGGAUGUUCAACAAAGGUCAAGGGAAGACAAUGGGAAGCUAUUACACCUUGUUGAAUGCUUUGAUCGAGGAUGGACGGAUUGAGGAAGCAGAAGAGUUAUUUGGAAUGGUGUUCUCACGAUAUAUGGAGGGUUUGCCUCGUACAUUUUUCAUGAGAAUGAUUUCUUUCUAUUACAGCGUGGAAGCGUAUGAUAAGAUGUUUGAGAUUUUUGCUGAUAUGGAGGAACUAGGCGUAAGACCUGAUGGUUCUAUUAUCAGGAUGCUAGGUGAUGUAUUUCAGAAGUUAGAGAUGAUGGACAAAUAUGAAAAGUUAAAAAAGAAAUACCCACCACCGAAAUGGGAUUAUCGACACAUCAAAGGCAAGCGCAUAAGAAUCAGAGUUUAUCCUGAUAGCAACCCUGAAGUGGCGGCAAAAGGAGACCCUGACACUGAUGAGCUCGAAGAGUUAGAAAGCACACACCUUAAUAACGAAUUGGAUGAAGCAGCAAGCUCAGGCCUCGACAGGAGUGUAUUGGACGAUGCAGCUUCUGGAGACCUUGAAUAUAUGUAGAACCCAUGUCGUCAUACUUCCAAGACAUCUCUGUUUUGGUUUGACAUCCCAGAACCCAUGUCGUCAUACUUCCAAGACAUGGGCAUCGCUAUCUUCUGAAGUAUUUUACUACCUAGAAUGAGUAGAAACUACAUGCCAGGCUUUGCCAUCAGCAGUCUUUUCAAGACAUCAUGGUGGUUUCACCGCGAUAUGUGUUCUUCAGAGUUUGGUUACCUGAUUCACUUGCAUAAGGCUCAUGCCUUUUUGAAUGCUUCCAGCCAGGUUAAAAACAUAGCGAUGGCAUUAGGACCUGUAGUAUCUGAGUGCUUUCGUGAACAUAUAUGGUUGAUUGUUGAAGGCAAUGUCCUGGACAUCAGACAGGGCAGUAGCCAUUACUAUGGUCCUGUUUGGCACAGCUACUGCUUGUUGAAAAAGCAGCUUAUCUGAGAAGCUGAUGAAAAGCAGCUUCUGCUUGUUGGCUGCUUUUAGUGUAUUCUGAGAAGCAGCUGAACUAAUAAGCUGCUGUAGAAGCUGGCUGUUUGGCAGGACUUCUGCUUAAAUUUGCGAAGAAGCUGAAAAUAAGCUGAAAAUAAGCUGUGCCAAACAGGGCCUAUAUCAUCCGGUAUGGUCCUUUGUUCGGCAUGGAAAGGCGCCAUAUUUUCAGGCAUGAAAGACUCUAUUGUGUAUUUAACCCAGUUAAUAUC
Molecule: messenger RNA, 1887 nt
Organism: Zea mays
Lineage: Eukaryota; Viridiplantae; Streptophyta; Magnoliopsida; Poales; Poaceae
Exons: 6
Coding region: 314-1204 (296 amino acids)
Molecular function (GO): protein binding
Source: RefSeq, a predicted model, not a curated record